AUGUUGCGGUUUCAGAGAUUUUAUUCAUCCUAUGCCCAGAAAAAGGUGCUUAGAAAGUAUCCCGUUGGUGGAAUAAUCCAUGGGUUUGAAGUCAAACGUACUAUGGCAGUACCAGAAUUCAAGUUAACUGCUGUCGGGUUGGUUCAUAGUCAGACAGGGGCAGAGCAUUUACAUAUCGACAGAGAUGAUAAAAAUAACAGCUUUAGCAUUGCAUUUAAAACUAAUCCACCGGAUGCAACCGGCGUUCCUCACAUUUUGGAGCAUACUACGUUAUGUGGCUCUCAAAAGUAUCCAGUCAGGGACCCGUUCUUCAAAAUGUUGAAUAGAUCUCUUUCAAAUUUUAUGAACGCAAUGACAGGCCCUGAUUACACUCUCUUCCCUUUUUCCACGACUAAUAUGACAGACUUCAAAAAUUUACGAGAUGUUUACAUUGAUUCCACAUUGAACCCAUUACUUAAAUCGGAAGAUUUUUAUCAGGAGGGCUGGAGAUUAGAACAUGAAAAUGUUAUGGAUUCCAAGAGUGAUAUUGUAUUCAAAGGUGUUGUGUAUAAUGAAAUGAAAGGCCAAAUAUCGAAUGCCAAUUACUAUUUUUGGGUAGCAUAUCAAAAUUCAAUAUAUCCCUCAUUGAAUGACUCUGGUGGUAACCCCAAGAAAAUAACAGACUUGUACUAUCACGAAUUGGUGGAUUUCCACAAAACAAAUUAUCAUCCAUCAAAUGCAAAAACAUUUACUUAUGGUAACUUUCCUCUGGACAGUACUUUGAAAUCUUUAAACAACGCAUUUGCGGGCUAUGGAAAGAGAAUAAAAAAUCAAACAGUUUUGCUUCCAGUAGAGUUAUCAGUACCUAUUGACGUGAAUACUGAAGGUGAAUUGGACACGAUGUUACCACCAGAUAGACAGUUAAAAACGUCAAUGACCUGGAUUUGUGGUUCUCCACAUGACAUCUAUGAAACCUUCCUUCUUAAGGUGCUUGGUAAUUUACUAAUGGAUGGUCAUUCUUCCGUAUUCUUUCAAAGAUUGAUUGAAUCAGGCGUUGGAUUGGAUUUUUCUGUUAACUCAGGUUUUGAAUCGGCUACUGCUGCCAAUUUUCUGACCAUUGGUGUCCAAGGAGUGCGUGAUCUAGAUCAGUUUAGAACAAUAGUCAUAGAAACCUUUCAAGAAUUGCAAGCAACACCCUUUGAUCGCAAGAAGAUCGAUGCUAUCAUCCAGCAACUUGAGUUGAGUAAAAAGGAUCAAAAGUCUGAUUUUGGGCUACAAUUGUUAUAUUCUAUAUUGCCAAACUGGUCAAAUGGUGUUGACCCAUUUGAGACACUUCAGUUUGACGACAUUUUAACUCGCUUUCGUGAAGAGCUGGAGCAGCAUGGUGACAAAUUAUUUCAGGACCUGUUGGAGAAAUAUAUAAUUGGCAAACCUUCUUUCAACUUUUCUAUGGAAGGUGAUGCAGAUUUUUCUAAGAAAUUAGAAAUAGAAGAAUCUGAACGCCUUAAAACAAAGAUAAAGUCUUUAAAUGAGGACGACCGAAAAGCCAUUUACGAUAGGGGAUUAUAUUUGCAAAAAAAGCAAAACUCAGUCGAAGAUUUGUCUUCCUUACCAAGUCUGAAAUUGACUGAUAUACCUCGCGUAGGUGAUACCUAUGAGCUAGAUCCUUUAGCCGAAAAUAUCACAUGCCGUAUCACCGACACUAAUGGGAUCACAUACCUUAGAGCCAAAAGGCUAUUGAACGAUUCCAUUCCUUUGAAACUGUAUCCCUAUUUACCUCUGUUUGCUGAUUCUUUGACCAGCUUAGGCACUUCUACUCAAGAUUACAGUGAUAUUGAAGAUGAUAUGAAGCUUCAUACCGGUGGCGUUUCAACCCAUAUCGAAGUUACAGCUGAUCCCGUUACAUGCGAACCCAGACUAUCUCUCAGGUUUGACGGAUGGUCUCUUAAUUCAAAGACUGAUCAUAUUUUCGAUAUUUGGAAAAAGUUAUUAAUCGAGACGGACUUCAAGAAACAUAGCGAGAAGAUUAAAAUUCUCAUUAGGUCUUUAGUUUCGUCGAAUACCGCCUCGGUAGCGGAAUCGGGGCAUUCGUUUGCCCGUGGAUUUGCUGCUGCCCACAUAAGUCAAACAAAGGCAAUAUGCGAAAAUCUAUCAGGAAUCCAGCAGGUGCAGUUUAUUGCGAACUUAAGUGGCAUGCUCGAAGAUGAGCCAGCUUUUCAAGAACACAUUGUAAAUAAAUUGGUAGAACUAAAAAAACACUUGAUAGGAUCUCAAGGUUUGGAAUUUUUCAUUACUACCGAUUCAACUGUAUGCGCAAAUGAAACUUGUGAGAAAGCUCAACGCUUUAUGAGAACCCUCCCUGUCGCAACUAAUAAAGGCGGUAUUAGCACUACAGCAUUUCCGUUACUUUCUGAAAAUGGAACCAUUAAUAAUACGUUAAUCGAUUUUCCAUUUCAGGUCAGCUACGCUGCUGCUUCCUUACAUGGAGUGUCUUAUACCCACGAAGAUGGUGCUCCAUUACAAGUACUGGCGAACUUGCUAACUUUCAAAUAUUUACAUCGUGAAAUCAGAGAGAAAGGUGGGGCAUAUGGCGGAGGUGCUGCAUACAGCGCAUUGGAAGGGUUGUUCAAUUUCUACUCCUACAGAGACCCUAGACCGCUGGCCGCAUUAGAUACUUUUGACAAAUCUGUUUCUUUUGUACUGAACGAUACUAAUUGGAAUAAUUCCGAUUUAAAUGAAGCGAAACUAACCAUAUUUCAACAAAUAGAUGCUCCAGUUAGUAGAAAGAGUGAGGGAUCGAUGUUUUUCUACUCUGGAGUCACUGAUAAGAUGAGACAAACAAGAAGAGAGCAGCUGCUUGAUGUUUCCGUGCCCGAUAUUCAUCGCGUCAGUGAACUCUAUCUGCUUAACAAGAAACCCGUUCGAGCCAUCAUUGGACCUAAUAUAAACGAUAAGUACCCACCAUCUUCCUGGGCUAUCAAAAAAAUGUAA
Messenger RNA from Zygotorulaspora mrakii, 2970 nucleotides. RefSeq names its product pitrilysin family metalloprotease (gene CYM1). Gene Ontology annotation, molecular function: metal ion binding. The transcript has a single exon. The record is from RefSeq and is a predicted model, not a curated record. Lineage: Eukaryota; Fungi; Ascomycota; Saccharomycetes; Saccharomycetales; Saccharomycetaceae. Gene Ontology annotation, cellular component: mitochondrial matrix. The coding region runs from base 1 to 2970 and encodes 989 amino acids. Gene Ontology annotation, biological process: protein processing.